GGGUAAAGGAGGAGGGUCAGGCAGACGGACAGAGGAGGUCUGGAGAACCUCUACAGAGAAAGACCAGAGCUGCUGUGACUUGAGUUGUCUUCAUCUUCAGCAGCUGAGGAAAGAGCAUCUUUACACGGCUACUUCAUCACAAGAGUACGGCGAUCUGUUGCACUUGCACACAGAAAGAGUUUACGACGCCGCAACUUAAUCAGUUCCACUGACAAGUUCGGACAGUGGAGAGGAGAAGCAGCAGGAGAGCAGACCUGUAGGAAGCCAACAUACCAGCAUACCACCACCAACAGAUAAGGCAGUAGGAAGGAACCCCUCAAAAACACCCCGAGAGGAGGGGGAAAAGGAACCCUGAUCCAGGAGAGAGGAGUUGCGGACUGGCAGGAACAGAAUAAAGAGAAAACUAACAAGUCUGUGUUGAGGUGCAAGGUGAAAACCUUGUUAAAGUGACUCAACAGAAGUGCCCCUUGGUGUCUUCAAAAGAGAAGAGAAACAGUAACAACCUGGAGGAGGAACAGCAAGAGAUCAACCGGGCCCCACACCACAAUUUCGCUAUGAGUAUGACUAGUACUCUAGAAAAGGGGGCCCACCAUCAGGCCUUGGACCUGUCUGAGGAGCUGCCCCCUCAUCAUCACCACCACCACAGCAACCACCACCAACACCUCCACCACUCCAACUCCCUGGCCUCCACUGCUGCUAUGGGCGGAGGUGGAGAGACACCCUCGCGUGUGGUGGUACCUCCUCCGUACUCUGCAGCCGAGAGCGGGGGUGGAGGCAGCGAGGCCCCCCUGGAGUUGCGGGGGUCCCUGGACUGCUGGGCUUGUUCCGUGCUGGUGACGGCUCAGAACCUGCUGAUCGCCGCCAUCAACGCCUGCCUGGCCGGGUUGGUGUUCGGGACCAUCCUGACGCCAGCUAUCGUCAUGGUGGUGUUUGGCUUCCUCUGCCACUCUACAGUUCGCCCCCACGGGACGUCGCCCUUCUGCUCAGACCUGCUGACUGAUGGAGGCUGUGUGGCUCUGCUGGUGGUGGGCUUCCUCCUGGUCACGCCUCUGCUGGUGCUGGCGCUGGCUGCCUACUGCCGCCUUGCCCGCCACCUACAGCUGGGCCUCUGCUUCAUCCCGUACAGCCGAGCUGUCUACAAGAACCUGCCGGCCACCCAGCACCGCGGCCUCGGCAACGGCUGCUGCGGCGGACGAGAGGGAGCGGAGGGCAGCGGGAAAGGAAAGGUCUGGGUGUGAGAUGGAGGGGUGAGAGAUACAAAGAG
This is a messenger RNA of Myripristis murdjan (pinecone soldierfish), 1264 nucleotides long. It is a transcript of the gene tmem88b, whose product is annotated as transmembrane protein 88 b. Gene Ontology annotation, molecular function: PDZ domain binding. The transcript has 3 exons. Lineage: Eukaryota; Metazoa; Chordata; Actinopteri; Holocentriformes; Holocentridae. The record is from RefSeq and is a predicted model, not a curated record. Gene Ontology annotation, cellular component: plasma membrane. Bases 555 to 1238 code for a protein of 227 amino acids.